CCUCUUCUCUCCAUUCUCUUACUCCCGUUUUAAACCUAUCUCUCUCUCAUUGUUCCCCAUUUUCUUCCUAUCUCUUUUCUCAACUAAUCUUAAUUCCACAACUCCAUUUUGGUUUUUUCUUCUUCACUCUGGAUUUUCUCAUUCAACCCAUCUUUCUUAGGUUCUAAAUUAAACUAAGCCUGGCUUCCUUCUCUUCAACAAAUCUUCCUUAACUUCACAUUUAUAAAAGCUUCCAAAUCAUGUAACUUUAGCCCCUUUCUUAAUCACCCCCUUCAAAAAAAAUCCCAAAAAAAAAAAAAAAAAAAAAACAUUUUAAAAAAACUUUAGAUGAAUUUCUCUUGUAUCCCAAACUAAAACUCUAGUGUUUAAUAUCCUGGCUAAGCUUCCAAUUCUGCCUUAGAACAACCUUUAUAAAAACCUUCAAAUCAUGUAACUUCGUUCUUUUAAAUCUCCAUCAUUCCAAACCAAAAACCCAAAAAAAAAUAUUUGAUUUUUUUAAAAAAAUACCCAGAAGUUAGUUUAGUGAAAAAAGAAAAAAGAAAAUGCCGGAAUCGGAAAGUGGAACGCCGGUAGCAUCGGCGCCAGCGACGCCGGGGACGCCGGGAGGGCCGCUGUUUUCCGGGCUCCGAGUAGAUUCUCUAUCGUACGAUCGGAAGUCAAUGCCGCGGUGUAAGUGUUUGCCCGUGAAUGCUCCCACGUGGGGCCAACCUCACACGUGCUUCACUGAUUUCCCUGCUCCUGAUGUCUCUCUCACUCGCAAGUUGGGAGCAGAAUUUGUGGGGACAUUCAUCUUGAUAUUUGCUGCGACGGCAGGCCCCAUUGUGAACCAAAAGUACAACGGCGUGGAAACUCUGAUCGGAAACGCGGCAUGCGCAGGGUUGGCGGUGAUGAUUGUAAUUCUGUCAACAGGACACAUUUCCGGUGCACACCUGAACCCAUCACUCACCAUUGCCUUUGCUGCCCUCCGCCACUUUCCUUGGGUUCAAGUCCCCGCCUACAUUGCCGCCCAAGUCUCCGCCUCCAUUUGCGCCUCCUUCGCUCUCAAAGGGGUUUUUCACCCUUUCAUGUCUGGUGGUGUCACCGUCCCCUCCGUCAGUAUUGGCCAAGCCUUUGCUCUUGAAUUUAUAAUCACUUUCAAUCUCCUCUUUGUUGUCACUGCGGUUGCCACUGACACUCGUGCGGUCGGAGAGUUAGCAGGAAUUGCAGUCGGAGCUACAGUGAUGCUUAACAUUCUUGUAGCCGGGCCCUCAAGCGGUGGUUCGAUGAACCCUGUUCGAACUUUGGGACCCGCCGUGGCUGCUGGAAAUUACAAAGCAUUGUGGGUUUAUCUGGUGGCGCCGACGCUUGGGGCAAUAAUUGGGGCCGGGACUUACACCGCCGUCAAGCUGAGAGACGACGAAGUGGAUGCUCCAUCGCAGGUAAGGAGCUUCCGGCGUUGAAAUUCAGACGGUGCGAAUAAUUUGGCUAUGCAUAGCAUAAAAUAAUAAGUAGUGUACUGUUGUGUGAUUUGUGGAAUAAUAAAGUUGAGAAGAAAAGGCGAUUGGUGAUUACUGAGACUUGAAGACUAUAUAAUCGUCUCGAUUCAGAUUGCUAUGUUGGGUGUUUUUAUAUGCGUAAUUGGUUUCUACUUGCCGUCUUCGAAUUCAGUUCUUUAAUUUCGGGGUUUCUUUUGUAAAAACAUACAAACUUUUGUGUUCUCUUUAUGGUUGUGAUCAAAUGUGGAAUACACAUCUGGUCUUUGUGAUAUAUAUGUAUAAUGUAUGGGCUUGUUUAGUAUAUGGUUUGCAUUACUUGGC
Molecule: messenger RNA, 1796 nt
Organism: Cucumis sativus (cucumber)
Lineage: Eukaryota; Viridiplantae; Streptophyta; Magnoliopsida; Cucurbitales; Cucurbitaceae
Product: probable aquaporin NIP5-1
Exons: 4
Coding region: 543-1439 (298 amino acids)
Biological process (GO): transmembrane transport
Cellular component (GO): membrane
Molecular function (GO): channel activity
Source: RefSeq, a predicted model, not a curated record